AUGUUGCGUCCGGUAAGCGGUCACGGUACAACAUACACAAACAGGAUUUCCAAAACUCGUUGUGCAAACGGCAGUGCAAAGCACUGUAAUAUCGAAUUGGAUCGAACUCAAAUCUAUUUGUAUAGAAUUCUGUCGAUAAAACGACACCUUACAAGGACCCCGGGCAAUAGCAGAAAAGGCCUGAUCCCGAAAAUUGGGUUUUUGUCCGGACGCCUCUGCACCAAAUUUGUCCGGACUGGACCUGGCCUACCACACCCCAAUCUCAAAAAUUUGUCCGGACAGCCAGAUCAGGGUAAAUUUUUCUCUACAAAUGUCCCACAAUUAUGCCCAAAUACCGGCUGGGAGGCUUUUUUUUUGACAUCUCGUCGAUUUUGUCCGGACUCUGGUCGAAUUUUGUCACUUUUUGUCCGGAUUGGCCCCCAGCUGUAG
Molecule: messenger RNA, 429 nt
Organism: Laccaria bicolor S238N-H82
Lineage: Eukaryota; Fungi; Basidiomycota; Agaricomycetes; Agaricales; Hydnangiaceae
Exons: 1
Coding region: 1-429 (142 amino acids)
Source: RefSeq, a predicted model, not a curated record